GCUCGGCGCUGACUCCGCCGCACGCUGCAGCCGCGGCUGGAAGAUGGCGGGGAACGACUGCGGCGCGCUGCUGGACGAAGAGCUCUCCUCCUUCUUCCUCAACUAUCUCGCCGACACGCAGGGUGGGGGGUCCGGGGAGGAGCAACUCUGCGCUGACUUUCCCGAGCUUGACCUCUCCCAGCUGGACGCCAGCGACUUUGACUCAGCCACCUGCUUCGGGGAGCUGCAGUGGUGCCCAGAGAACUCCGACACUGAACCCAGCCAUUAUAGCCCCGAUGACUCCGAGCUCUUCCAGAUCAUCGACAGUGAGAAUGAGGCCCUCCUGGCAGCGCUCACCAAGACCCUGGACGACAUCCCUGAAGACGACGUGGGUCUGGCUGCCUUCCCGGCCCUGGAUGGUGGAGACGCACUAUCCUGCACUUCGGCUUCGCCUGCCACUUCAUCUGCACCCCCCAGCCCCAGCCCCUCGCUGGAAAGGCCCCAGGCCCCGACGCCUGAGGUGGACGAGCUCUCCCUGCUGCAGAAACUCCUCCUUGGCACGACCUACCCGACCUCAAGCUCCGAUACCCAGAAGGAAGGGACCGCCUGGCGCCAGGCAGGCCUCAGGUCUAGGAAUCAGCGGCCCUGUGUCAAGAUGGACGGCACCCAAGACAAGAAGGCCCCCACGAUGCAGUCUCAGAGCCGGAGCUGUACAGAACUGCAUAAGCACCUCACUUCGGUGCCGUCCUGCCCCCAGACUAAAGCCCGCUCCCCAGACAGGAGCUUGCAGCCACCACCCACCCUGAGUCCCCAGCUCCCAGCCAAGGAGGAGGAGGAAGCUGGCGAGGACUGCCCGAGCCCCCAGCCGGCUCCAGCCUCGCCCCAAGACUCCCCAGCACCGGGCAGGGCAGGCCCCGGCGCCCAGGGGUCCCGGGAGGACAUGCAGGCGAUGGUGCAGCUCAUUCGCUACAUGCACACCUACUGCCUUCCCCAGAGGAAGCUGCCCCCACAGGCCCCGGAGCCAGCCCCCCAGCUCUGCGGCAGCCCCUCCAAGCAGGUCAAACCCCGGCCCCGGUCCCAACACCCUUCCAAAGGCUCCUGGGCUGAGUUCUCCAUCCUGAGGGAACUUCUGGCUCAAGAUGUCCUCUGUGAUGUCAGCAAACCUUACCGCCUGGCCACACCUGUCUACGCCUCCCUCACACCCCGGCCCAGGCCCAGGGCCCCCAGAGACAGCCAGGCCUCCCCUGGCCACCUGUCCCCUGUGGAGGAGGUGAGGAUCACAGCGUCGCCCAGGAGCACCGGGCCCAGACCCAGCCUGCGCCCACUGCGGCUUGAGGUGAAAGGACACGCCGGCUGGUCAGCCAGGCUGCAGCGGGAGGAGGAAGAGGAGGAGGAGGAAGAGGAGGAGGAGGAAGAGGAGGAGGAGGAGGAGUGGGGCCGGAAAAGACCGGGCCGAGGCCUGCCGUGGACUAAGCUGGGGAGGAAGCUGGAGAACGCAGUGUGCCCCGUGCGGCGUUCCAGGAGACUGAACCCGGAGCUGGGUCCCUGGCUGGCAUUCUCCGAUGAGUCUCUGGUCCCUGCGGAGCCCCAAGGAGCUCUGCCCUCGCUGCGCCUGGCUCCUGAGGCCUACGACAUGGCGGGGGAACUGGGCAGCCCCACGGAUGAGGACAGUGGCCAAGACCGGCAGCUCCCACGGGGACCCCAGAUCCCGGCUCUGGAGAGCCCCUGUGAGAGUGGGUGUGGGGACACGGAUGAGGACCCCAGCUGCCCACGGCUCCCUUCCAGAGACUCUCCCAGGUGCCUCAUGCUGGCCUUGUCACAAAGUGACCCUCCUUUCGGCAGGAAGAGCUUUGAGCAGACCUUGACGGUGGAGCUCUGUGGCACCGCAGGACUCACCCCACCCACCACACCUCCCUACAAGCCCACAGAAGAGGACCCCUUCAAGCCAGACAUCAAACACAGCCUAGGCGAAGACAGAGCUCCCAGCCUCCCCAGCUUGGAGGGCCUCCAGCUCAGGGCUGCCCCCGUGGCUGCCCACAAGCUGCCAAAGAAGCACCCAGAACGGAGCGAGCUCCUGUCCCACCUGCGGCAUGCUACAGCCCAGCCAGCCUCCCAGACUGGUCAGAAGCGCCCCUUCUCCUGUUCCUUCGGAGACCAUGAUUAUUGCCAGGUGCUCAAGCCAGAAGGCGCCCUGCAGAGGAAGGUGCUGAGGUCCUGGCAGCCGUCUGGGGUCCACCUUGAGGACUGGCCCCAACAGGGGGCCCCACAGGCUGCGGGGCAGGCCUCCGACAGGGAGGAAGACAGAAGCUGUGACGGCGGUGCCCCUGCCAAGGACAGCGUGCUCCUGAGAGACCACGAGAUCCGCGCCAGCCUCACCAAGCACUUUGGGCUCCUGGAGACCGCCCUGGAGGACGAAGACCUGGCCUCCUGUAAGAGUGCUGAGUAUGACACGGUCUUUGAGGACAGCAACAGCAGUAGUGGUGAGAGCAGCUUCCUCCUGGAGGAGGAGGAGGAGGAGGAUGCAGAGGAUGACUCGGGGCUCAGCCCCCCUCGCUCUGACCACUGCCCCUACCAGAGCCCCCCAGGCAAGGCCCGUCGGCAGCCUUGCUCCCGCAGCCGCUCCAGCUCCGGCUCCGCCUGCCGCUCCCGCUCACCAGCCACCCGGAGGACCUUCAGAUGUGAGAGCAGAGGGCCGUGUUCAGACGGAACGCCAAGCGUCCGGCACGCCAGGAAGCGGCGGGAAAAGGCCAUUGGCGAAGGCCGUGUGGUGUAUGUUAGAAAUCUCUCCAGUGACAUGAGCUCCCGAGAGCUGAAGCGGCGCUUUGAAGUGUUUGGUGAGAUUGUGGAGUGCCAGGUGCUGACGAGAAGCAGGAGAGGCGAGAAAUAUGGCUUCAUCACCUACCAGUGUUCGGAGCACGCUGCCCUGUCUCUGAGGAAUGGCGCUGCCCUGCGGAAACGCAACGAGCCCUCCUUCCAGCUGAGCUAUGGAGGGCUCCAGCACUUCUGCUGGCCCAGACACACUGACUAUGAUUCCAAUUCAGAAGAGGCCCUUCCUGCGUCAGUGAAAAACAAGUACGAAGCCAUGGAUUUUGACAGCUUACUGAAGGAGGCCCAGCAGAGCCUGCAUUGAUAACAGCCUUAACCUUCGAGGAAUACCUCAAUACCUCAGACAAGGCCCUUCCAAUAUGUUUACGUUUUCAAAGAAAUUAAGUAUACGAGAAGGCGAGAGCGCGAGCGCGUGAGAGAACACACGUGAGAGAGAGAGAGAGAGAGAGAGAAAGACUUGAAACUGCUGUCCUUUUAAAAAAAAAAUCAAUGUUUACAUUGAACAAAGCUGCUUCUGUCUGUGAGUUUCCAUGGUGUUGAUGCCCCACGGCCACUGUAGCGUCCUCGCUUCCGGCGGGCGGCCCCAGGUGCGCCUCCCGGUGCUGGGCCAGCCCCCGUCCCCUCGCUCCCUGACCGGCUUCCCUCGUAGAUGUGCAGCCGUGUGCACCAUAACAUUUCUUGUCCGUAGUAUGUGAUGAUGAAAUUGUUACUCGUGAAUAGAAUCAGGAUUAUACACUCGUUUUUAAUUGAAGACAAAAAAAGUAUAUCCUUCAAAUAACGUAUUUAUGGCUCAGACGUACUGUGCCUGGGAUUAUUGUAUCGCUUCCUUGAUUUUUUAACUAUGCACUGUCGUGAGGUGUUUGCCACUGAGCUGCUGUGCUCCCUCGGCCAGGGCGCCCUAGAGGUGCUGGGUGGCUGGCGGGUUGGUCCCCAGGGGAGCGUGGCCUGCAGCCACAAGUCGGAGCAGUGGAGAAAGGCUUCUGGGACUUGCCUGCCAAGCUCUGCCCUGUCUCUCACUGAGCACACGUGGGUCCAGUUCCAGUCGGAACCCUCAUCUGGUGCCAGCCGGUGCUCGGAGCUUGGGCCUGGCCUGGAGUGCUCGGAUCCUGGCAGACCCUGUAAGGAAGGUGGGGCGAGCCGCCUGAAUCUUGUUUUUCCAGGCGAGGCGGGCAGUGCCCCAAGAGGGGAUGUGACUUGCCCGAGGUCCCAUGGCCAGUGAUAGGGCGGAGCAGUGACCCAGCCCAGGCCUCCUGAUUCCUGGUCCCAUGCCCUUGCAGUAGCUGGGGUAAAAGAUGCACAGUUCCAGGGACUGGUGGAGGUGAGACCAGCUACGUUGGGCCACAGGCAAGAGGCCUCUGGGCUUACUCGGAGGGUUAAGUCAAAAGCUGGCUCGCCAGCAUGAGGAACGUUUAGGCUCGGGCAUGCGUCUUGAUCCAGAGGCUUCUGUGGUUUGCCUAUACCUGUGGACAUGCCAUCAGAGCCUCAGUGACAUACCUGGAGUGGCACAGGCAGGUGAUCUGGGAGCAGUCGUCCUCCUGGGGCCAGCCACCAGCCCAUCCUACUUCCACCAGCUUGUCUUCCCCUUCUCACCUGUACAGUUGUCUGGGCGGCAUGAGGCAGGGGAAGCAGGAGGGGCGUGUGAGGGCCGGGGGGUGGAGAAGACAAUCUCCAAGGUCCUUUCCAACUUAGACAACAUUCUAAUUGGGCUUUACUUUAAAUUUUAUGUUCUUGAGUGAUGUCAAAACCAUGUCCAGCUUGGAUGUUCUGCAGGUGCCUUGGGGGCCAUUCAUGAGGGAAAGCCUGGCCAGGCAGGGUAUGAGCUCGUUACCUCCAACUUCAUCUUGUUCAUAUGUCAGGGUUCCUUGGGAAAUGUUUGUAUUAAGAAGAAAAAAAAGAGAAAAAGUCCUGCUUGCUUUAAAAAUAAACGUUUGAAAUUAACUCA
Molecule: messenger RNA, 4747 nt
Organism: Zalophus californianus (California sea lion)
Lineage: Eukaryota; Metazoa; Chordata; Mammalia; Carnivora; Otariidae
Gene: PPARGC1B
Product: PPARG coactivator 1 beta
Exons: 12
Coding region: 44-3109 (1021 amino acids)
Biological process (GO): positive regulation of transcription by RNA polymerase II
Cellular component (GO): nucleus
Molecular function (GO): transcription factor binding; RNA binding
Source: RefSeq, a predicted model, not a curated record